AGACUGUCUGUGUGUGCUAUGAGGGAAGACCUGCUCCAUACAACAUCAUUGCUCCUGGGCAGCUAUUGAUAGCAGGAACUCAGUGGGAAGCUUUUGGCUUUAAGAAAGAACCAAGAUCCUUCUUGCUCUUAAUGUAACAAUAAGCAGUGAGAGAACUGAAGACAUCCACCUGGCUAUGAUACAGUAUAUCAGCUACAUCUUUCACAACAUCUAAGAAAAAGAGAGCGAAACCAAAGGCCAACCUGUACAAUCAUUAAAUAUAAUAACUUUCAUCCAUCAUAACUUGGGCUGUUGUCCAGGGCAUUUCAGCUGGAUGUAUAUUUAUAUUUUUGACUGGUCUUUAAGCAGAAUUUCUUACCUUUAAUGCGGAAUCUGGAGCAAACUGUUUACAGACACAUCUCCCGAUAACUUCUCCUUCCUUCAACUGGGACAUCAGCUUAUCACUUCAGCCGCACAAUAACACUUUAGUCUGUUUGUUGGCUUUCAAAUAUGGCAUUCUCUGAGCUUGUGGAAAAGGUGGGCAGCAUGGGACUGUUCCAGAUCCUCACAGUCAUUUUUCUCUCCAUUCCGGUUCUUUUUAUUUAUGGCCACAACCUGGUGCAAAAUUUCAGCGCGGGAGUCCCUGGCUAUCACUGCAGAGUAAAUGUCACUGAUGAAUUCAACCCUGCGGUUCAAAGGCUUGGUCAUGAGAUAUGUCAGAGGGUGGCGGUUAAUGAUACAGGAAUUGUAAUAAUGGAGUCGUGCAAAACAGGCUGGGCCUAUGACAAAAGCAUCUUCUCCUCUACUAUUGUGACAGAGUGGGACCUUGUGUGUGGUUUGGAGUCUCUGAAGGAACUCGCACAAUCUCUGUUUAUGGCUGGAGUGCUACUGGGUGCGCUCAUAUUCGGCCAUCUUUCUGAUAGGUAUGGGCGGCGUGCUAUUCUGCUGUGCUCUCUCUUUAUGAUCGGGGUGAUGGGCACUGGAGCUGCAUUUUCCCCCAAUUUCAGUACCUACUGCUGCUUCCGGCUGUUAUUAGGCGUUGGAUUGUCUGGACUUCUUCUCAAUUACUUCUGCUUAAGUUUAGAGUUGGUGCCCCCAAAGUCCCGUACCCUGGUUGUCGCCAUACAGGGUUAUUGCAGUACAUCUGGGCAGGUGCUGUUGGCAGGGCUUGCUUAUGCCCUGAGAGACUGGCGUUGGUUGCAGCUGGCAAUUUCCUUGCCCUUUUUCAUCUUUUUCCUCUAUUCCUGGUGGCUUCCGGAAUCUUUCCGCUGGCUGAUGGUAAACAACAAACCAGAAAGAGCACUAAAAAAUCUACAGAGAGUUGCAAAACUGAAUGGAAGAAAGGAAGAGGGACAGAAAAUCAGCCUGGAGAUGUUACAGUGUGAACUACAAGAAGAAUCAUCAAAAAACGAAAACCCAAAGUUGGCUGCCUCCUCCUCCUGGUUAGACCUGUUUAGGACCCGGGGCAUGAGGAGGAUCUCGUGCUGUAUGCUGUGUAUAAGUUUUUCCAUCAAUAUGUCAUAUUUUGGCCUUUCGAUGGAUCUGCCUGUUUUCAGCUAUGGCCCUCAUGUGGUCCAGGUCAUUUUUGGAGGUAUAGACCUUGUUGCCAAGUUUAUGUGCACUAUAGCCCUCAGCUUCCUCGGUAGGCGAUGUGUGCAGUCUGGAACUCUCUUUUGUGCUGGAGCCCUACUCCUUUUGACUAUGGCCAUACCUCAGGAUUUUCCUUUGCUACGAAUAGUUUUUGUGGUCCUGGGCAAGGGCUGCCUCUCUGCCUCCUCGUUGUGUUCCUAUCUCUAUAGUGGAGAGCUGUUUCCUACAGUAGUCAGGCAAAGUGGUAUGGGCCUUACAACCAUGAUGGCUCGUCUUGGGGGAAUUGUUUCUCCAGUAGUACUGAUGGCCAGAAGUUCAUACCCUUUUCUUCCCUUACUGUUGUUUGGAGUAUCUUCUAUUGUCUCUGGGAUCACUGCUCUUUUCCUGCCUGAACUGCACAAUGCACCCCUCCCUGACACCAUACAGGAAGUUGAAGACAGGGCCCGACAGAAAGUCACCCCCAGAGAACGAGAAGACGAAAUUGUGAUCAGUGUUGUUUAUUCAACCAGAUUCUAAAAGUUCCACUGCUGCCACCAUCUGGGACAUAUGUAGAAAAUGUCCCACCAUCUGGGACAUAGCAACACAAAGCUACCAAGAUUGUGAUUUUAAUAGGAGAGUGAAAAACCAAGGUGCAUAUAUGGAAUGUGCUUUAUUCAAAGGCUGCAAUUUAAACUGGCUGCCUUCAUCACCUCCUGUGAUGUAUAUGGAUGGACAGAUAGACCAUCUUUAUUUUAUAAACAGGAGCCGAUGCUGCAAUGGGCUGACAAAUUUGAGGCAUACAAAGUUAAGAGAGAAAGCAGCAAGGAUAAGCACGAGACAAAUAUAAUGAAGAUGAGGAAUUGUAUGAAGAAAAAAAUAAAUAUCGGGAACUACAAGGCUUUGAAAGACUGACAAGAAAAAGCUUUAACUACGUAGCAAGAAGAAUAAGUAUAACGAUUUGCCUGCCUGUUGCACUGAAGCCAAAGUGACCAAAUGACUUACUGGUUAAGUCAAGGCAAGGACCAAAAAAAGGAUACAUGUUAAAACAUGUAGACAAAAUAUAUGUACAUAUUUAAGUUGUCUAAUUAAUUUAUAAUAUUAAAACUUGUGUAUAAAUUAUAUAAA
Molecule: messenger RNA, 2673 nt
Organism: Xenopus tropicalis (tropical clawed frog)
Lineage: Eukaryota; Metazoa; Chordata; Amphibia; Anura; Pipidae
Product: solute carrier family 22 member 6-like
Exons: 11
Coding region: 490-2085 (531 amino acids)
Biological process (GO): transmembrane transport
Cellular component (GO): membrane
Molecular function (GO): transmembrane transporter activity
Source: RefSeq, a predicted model, not a curated record